Molecule: messenger RNA, 1771 nt
Organism: Helianthus annuus (common sunflower)
Lineage: Eukaryota; Viridiplantae; Streptophyta; Magnoliopsida; Asterales; Asteraceae
Product: caltractin
Exons: 7
Coding region: 196-804 (202 amino acids)
Biological process (GO): mitotic cell cycle; centriole replication
Cellular component (GO): centriole; centrosome
Molecular function (GO): calcium ion binding
Source: RefSeq, a predicted model, not a curated record
UGUACGUUUUUAUUCAGUCGGUUUGCAUGUAUGUAUUAUUCUUAAUUCCUCCUCCACCAGCAUCUCGAUUGUUCCUGAAAACGAAGUUCAACCCUCCCUCCCUCACCCACCAAAACCAUUCCUAUCGUUAGCCAUCCAGCCUAGAUAAUAAAAAAAAAGCUGUUUUAUUUAGUCCGCUAGAUUCAUCAUAUACAAAUGGGGUUUUAUGGAGAAUCAAGGAAGCCAAACCCGAGCGGACGUCAUCAUGGAUUCACUCAGCAGACCAGACAGGAGUUGAAAGAAGCUUUUGACCUAUUCGAUGCCGAUGGCAAUGGUACCAUUGAUGCCAAGGAAUUAAGUAAUGCAAUGAGGGCCCUUGGUUUUGAAAUGACCAGAGAGGAAAUCAGUGACAUGAUAGCAGAAGUAGACAGGGAUGGGAGUGGUGCAAUUGAUUUUGAUGAGUUUGUGUACAUGAUGACUGACAAAAUCUGUGAGAGGAAUAGCAAGAAGGAGCUUACAACAGCUUUCAACAUCCUUGAUCAUGAUAAAAAUGGGAAGAUAUCAAUUCCAGACAUAAAGAACAUUGCUAGGGAGUUGGGUGUACGUUUUACAGAUGCAGAGAUCCAAUCAAUGGUGGAGGAAGCUGAUCGUGAUCCCCUUUGGCUAGGGUUGUUUAUGAGCGAGCCGAGCCAACUUCAAAUCGAGCUCGAACUCAAAACUAAACGAGGCUGCUCAACUAAGCUUGGAGUAAGCUCCUGUAGAUUUUUGAAAUUCAAAAAUUUUGUGUUGCCUGUAUGUAUAGGUAAAUACAACAUUGAAAACUAAUAGGGUUUUUUGAAGAAGUAUUUCACCUUUAGAAAAUGUUUUCACCUUGGAAAAUUUUUCAAUAAUAAUUGUCAUUUCUGUUUGAGAUAGAUGUUAGAGAUCGUAAGGAAACAAUUAUCGUGUUGUAAGUGAGUAAAGAUAAAUUGCCAUUUCAAAUGGCAAUUUAUGACAAAUUGUCAUUUCAAGUGACAACUUCUAACACUCGGGCUACUAAAGAAUGGGAAGAAGGUAGCUAGCACCUUCUAUAACUGUCUGGGAUAGACCACAAUAAAUCUAAAUCACCAUUACAAAUGGCAACUUAUCACACAUAAAGCUAAAUUGUCAUGUAUUGACAUUACAUGUGAGUCUCCAAAAUAGUGAUAUAUUAUUGAAGGACAUUGUUGAAAUAUUGAUUCUUUAAACAUCCAAUUAUUUUGAAAAAUUUGCUCUUGUUUAAAGUCCAAAUUUGUAGACUUAUAUUAUAUGCAUAAAGUAACGGAAGUUAAAUGAAUUCUUUUUAAAGUAACGGUGAUUAAAGUCCAAAUUUGUGGACUUAUAUUAAUUAAAGUGCCUUAAAAACAAAGUUGUAUGAAUUCUUUAAAAAAAACGAAGUUACAGAUUUUUAUUUUCUACAGAAGUGAAGAGAUUACAAAAUUUGGAACAUAAAAAAAUGGUUUAUGUUUUAAAAAUAUGGAUAUAUUAAGUACUUUAUGUGUCAGAAGUUGCCAUUUGAAAUGACGAGUUGUCAUAAAUUGCUGUUUGAAAUGACGAUUUACCUUUAUCAUCUUACAACCCAAUGAUUGUUUCUUUACAAUCUUUGAAAUCUUAGGCCAACAGCAUUCAACAAAUCAUCAUUUCAAAUGAAAGUAGCAUUAUUAUUGAUUUUUUUCCAAGAUGGCAUUACUUGUGAAAACACUUUCAAAAUAUGGAUUAGUUUUGAAAAAAAAAAAAAAAAAAAAAAACUGAAAAUAGUAUUUCUAAUAUAUAU